Molecule: messenger RNA, 5230 nt
Organism: Pseudoliparis swirei
Lineage: Eukaryota; Metazoa; Chordata; Actinopteri; Perciformes; Liparidae
Gene: ebf3b
Product: EBF transcription factor 3b
Exons: 16
Coding region: 1540-3264 (574 amino acids)
Biological process (GO): regulation of transcription by RNA polymerase II
Molecular function (GO): DNA-binding transcription factor activity, RNA polymerase II-specific; RNA polymerase II cis-regulatory region sequence-specific DNA binding
Source: RefSeq, a predicted model, not a curated record
UUAAUGUCACGAGACAGCCUGACUCAGAUUUUUAGCUCAUAAAAAGAGGUCAGAAGAUCUUACUUUAUCUUCUGUAAAAGGCACAUACAUGUGAUUGAUUUGUUUGCACAUGAAUAAUGUGGAUGCUCAGAAACGGGGUUUCAAACUUUGUUAAUAUUUGAUGCCUAUACCGCCAUUAAUAAAGAACCCCUCUGCUCUGCGAUACACAGUACAACAAUUGAAAGUCAAUCAUCUCUUGUUGAAAAUUCUAAAUGAAAACGUAAUGUAAAUUAAUAGAUUUAUAAUCAUGUCUGAUUCUGUGAAAUCAUCAUUGGAUUAAUUACAUUUUAAUUACAAUAAAAUAACCCGCAUCGUAGAGUUAAAAGUGCACAAAUAUAUCAGUUAUCUGAAGAAACAUGAUCUGUCAUUAUUGAAACAUGAUUUAUGGCCGGUAUUCACACAGCUAUUGAGAUGCUUUCGAUACAUUAGUGAACAAGCAAUCUCAUCAAGUCAAUUUGUAAUAAUAACACAUCUAAUCGAAUAAAUAUGUCAAAUACUAUUGAUUUUAAUCAAAUAUAAUAAAACUAAUCACGGAAAUUGCAAUCAUUAGGUCGGCUAAAAAAAUGAUAAGCAAUGCCAUCCUGAAUUCCGAGUUAUUAUUAUAUUUGUCAAUUUUUAUUUUAUUUUUUUCUCAUUAUGUGUGAUGGUUACACACGGAUGAAUUUUCCAUAUCAUUAAUAAAAUCAAACUCACCACAUAUAGGGCCUAAGCAAGAGGAAAAGUGGAGCGAGUGAGUGUUCUCAGGCUGCUGCACUAUAGGGCUGUAGCCGUUCAGAGGAGCGCCACUGCUUGACAGGAACCGUCAGAGCUCCAUAUUUGGGCAAAACCACGCCCCUUCAGCGUCAUAUUCUGACAGCGCCUCUCCCGUGGGUUUAGAGUUUUGGCUCCCGGGAAAGAUUUCAGUCCUCGGGGAAAGAGGGCUUAGUUUUGCAUGUUCCCAUCCAUCCUGCACGACGCGAAAGGGCCCCUUAUCCACCUCUCCUGUGUACUAGGAACACCUCCACUGGUGAUCAGCCUUUGCCUGUGUUUGUCUUGUGGAGAAGCAGCAGCACCUUUUCAGGAGUGGGUUUUUUAUUCAACAAGAAGUCCUGAAGGUUUUGGAUGCGGUGCUUCGGGGAUGUGGGCACUUUGAGAGCAGCAUCACCCACAAACACAAACAACUGCCAUCGAUUUUUCUGUGAAUAGCACAACAAAAAGAAAAAGAGAAAAAAGAAAGAGGAACAAUUGCAACACAAAAUCUCGUCUAUUGAACAAUUCACUUUUUUUCCCGUCUGUGGAUACCGCUUUAACUAAGUACAGCACUUUGAGAAUUGUUCACAUCGGACGGACUGAAGAGGGAGGCAAGACCUGUGGACCGGGUUUUCUCUCGCAAGUCUGAAUCGGCUCCCGCGACUUAUCCCGUGAACAACAACAACAAAAAAACAACCCUAAAGGAUAACGCGCUUGGACGUCUAUUCCCCUAAUUUCGCAGGAGGCUCUUUUUCACGCAAAUUGUCCCAAAUGUUUGGAAUUCAGGAAACUAUACCGCGGAGCGGGACGACGAUGAAGGAGGAACCGCUCGGUGGACUGAACUCGGUCCGCUCCUGGAUGCACACAGCUGGGGUGGUGGAUGCAAACACAGCCGCCCAAAGCGGUGUCGGCUUGGCACGGGCACAUUAUGAAAAGCAGCCCCCUUCCAACCUCAGAAAAUCCAAUUUUUUCCAUUUCGUGCUGGCGCUGUAUGACAGGCAGGGUCAGCCCGUGGAGAUCGAAAGGACAGCUUUUGUGGACUUUGUGGAGAAAGACAAAGAACCAACCAGUGAAAAAACUAACAAUGGGAUACAUUACAAACUACAGUUAUUGUACAGCAGUGGCGUCCGAACAGAACAGGAUCUUUACAUUCGGCUAAUCGAUUCCAUGACGAAGCAGGCCAUAAUUUAUGAGGGUCAAGACAAGAAUCCAGAAAUGUGCAGAGUUCUUCUUACCCAUGAAAUUAUGUGCAGCCGAUGCUGUGACAAGAAAAGCUGUGGAAACAGGAACGAGACCCCGUCAGACCCUGUGAUCAUUGACAGAUUCUUCCUCAAGUUCUUCCUCAAGUGCAAUCAGAACUGUCUGAAGAAUGCAGGGAAUCCCCGAGACAUGCGCAGAUUCCAGGUUGUCGUAUCGACGACCUGCAAUGUGGACGGCCAUGUCCUGGCCGUUUCUGACAACAUGUUCGUACACAACAAUUCCAAGCACGGGCGAAGGGCUCGCAGACUCGACCCUUCAGAAGCAGCCACCCCGUGCAUCAAAGCCAUCAGCCCGAGUGAGGGAUGGACCACCGGAGGAGCCACUGUCAUCAUCAUAGGGGACAACUUCUUCGACGGCCUCCAAGUCGUGUUCGGCACCAUGCUCGUAUGGAGUGAGCUGAUCACUCCACACGCCAUCCGUGUCCAGACUCCACCUCGGCACAUCCCCGGAGUUGUGGAAGUCACGCUGUCCUACAAGUCAAAGCAGUUCUGCAAAGGUGCCCCUGGGAGAUUUGUCUAUACUGCCCUAAAUGAGCCAACCAUCGACUAUGGUUUCCAGAGGCUGCAGAAGGUCAUCCCCAGACACCCCGGCGAUCCCGAGAGGUUACCAAAGGAGGUGCUACUGAAGAGGGCGGCUGAUCUCGUUGAAGCCCUGUAUGGAAUGCCCCACAACAAUCAGGAGAUCAUUCUGAAGAGGGCAGCUGACAUCGCCGAGGCCCUGUACAGCGUUCCCCGCAACCACAACCAGAUCCCCUCUCUCGCUAACACAGCCUCCCACGGCAUGAUGGGAGUCAACUCCUUCAGCAGCCAGCUAGCAGUCAAUGUGUCUGAGUCACAAGGGAAUGACCAAGUGGGCUACAGCCGGAACACCAGCAGCGUGUCCCCCCGGGGCUACAUCUCCAGCAGCACCCCGCAGCAGUCGGGCUACAACUCCGUUAGCAACAGCAUGAAUGGCUACGGCAACGCCGGCAUGAACCUGGGAGUGCCGAGCUCCCCUGGGUUCCUCAACGGAUCCUCUGCCAACUCCCCAUAUGGAAUUAAACAAAAGAGCGCCUUCGCCCCUGUGGUCCGACCCCAGGCCUCCCCACCCCCCUCCUGCACCAGCGCCAACGGCAACGGACUGCAAGGUGAGCCCCCCUCACCCCCUCAUCCCUUCCCCACGGACUACUGGUCAGAUACCGCUGCUCAGGCCUCUGUCCGGUUUGCCAUGUCCGGUCUGGUUGUCCCUCCAAUGUAAAAUGCACUUUCAUCAUCUCAAGCACCAGUCUACACAUUACCACUUCACAGGAGCACACAGCAAAAACGCUGGUGUAAUGUAUAGUCAAAAUGCCCGUUCUGUUUUUAAAGAUGAAGACAAAAAAAAAAGAAAUGAUUUUUUCUUUUCUUUUCGAUGACUUUCGCAAAACCCUGCAGAAAAAAAAGGAUUUCACGAGAAAUAUCUUUUUCUUUUCUUCUGUGGGACUUUUCUUUUUUUCCCCUUCCCAUUUGAUCACCCUUGAAGAGGACACAGGAUGAUGAAGGGUUUAUUUUGUACACCUGUCGGGUUGUGCUUCGGCCUUGGAUCUCACCAAUCAACCACACAUUCAAUACUGGAAGGGACUCUGUGGACUCACCAUCUGGUUGUAAAGUAAAAACACUGAUGUACAGUACAUUUGCCAAUGAACUUCAGAAAUAGUUGUUCUGUUCCAACUCUCUUUUAAUAGAUUCACAACAGUUGUGUGUCUUUAUAAUGUGACUUUUUUGUAUUUUUAUGUGUGAGAAAAAUACACAGGGGCCAAGACAGUUUGAAUUUCAACUGGAAAAUAUAUGAGAUAUAUAAUGUAGAAUUGAUCUUAAAAAGUACAACAGAUACGAAUAAAAAGGGUGGGGCUGGGUGGGUAAGGUUGUAUCAUGUUUCAUUCCUGCAUUUUAACUUAAAUUUUGUAAUUUAUUGUAGCUAGAAAUCAUCUUCAAAAGUAAAAAAAAAAAAUCCUCUUUGAUGCAACAAGCACACUGACGUGUACAAAACACUGCUCUGUUGAUGAAUAUGAUGUACUUCCAUGUCUAGAGCUUCCUUUUAAGCAAGUGUGUUUUGCCAUGUUUUUCAACUUUUUUGCUAGCACUGUAUUAAUGCAUUCCUAGGCUACUGUGAAGUCUGUUUCUUGUUGAUGAGGAGCAGUCUCCCCCUUCUAGCUCCAACUCCCUUCUGUGUUUUAUAUGUGGUUAAAAAUUGUAGACUAUUGUGAUAUUGCCAAACUUGUGCUAAAUAUUUAUACAUGUCUUUUUCAUGUUCUUUUAGAUCAACAAAAAAACAUUUAAAAAACAAAAUUAAAAUCCAUUGAGAAUGUAGGAGUAUAGUAGUUCAUCGUCAUAUUUCUGUUCAAAUACACACUUGCGCUCACUGAGGGAAAUUUUGUAACAUAUCAACUAUAAAUAAUGUAUUUAUCUCUGAAAUUUUGUAUAUUGCUUUUCAUUAUGUAUGUAUUAAUCGUCAUGCCCUUAAUAUAGUGAUGCAGCACAGAUAAUUCAGCCAAGAACUGUUGCCUUCAUUUGUUUUCUUUUUGUAUUUGAUGAAAUGCAAUGUGCAUAUAUUUCAUGUAUAUCCUCAAAAAUUUGUGUUACUCCGUCAAGACUCUCUGUCCAUUUUUUUUUUUAAAGGGGAAGUCAAACUUCAUUGUUUAUUUUUAUAUUGAUUUUAAAUUAUCUAUACAGACCAUUUUGGAGAAAACUUUGUUGGUUGUAUUGUCAAAUAAAUUGUUUGUGACCCAUAUGAUAGUUGUUAAGAUCCAAUACUAAUGUGCAUGAGGGACAACCUUGGAGAUAAAAAAAAAACACUCCAUUUGUGGUUGUAUUUUUUUCUGUUUUGUAGAAUGUAUAGAAGUCAUUUUUACUCACCACUUAUGACUCUGCCACAUAGCUUACAUGUGUUUACAGGGAAGGAAAUUGAAAAAUGUCAACAUUUGGAAUGGAAACAGAAAUGAAUAAGUGAUGUUUUAUUAAAAUUUUCAGUAAAACACAAUAGCUCCUCAACUGUGGACUUCUUCAGUUUUAAGUACAGUUUGGCUGGCAGACAAACUGACAAUCAGAACCAAGAAAAGAGACAGUAGAAACUUCUGAAGACAAAACCUGUGAUUCGUCUGUAAGUUGUAGUGUUUAGACUUUGCCAUAGAGAUAACUGUUUGAAACCUGUGGAAAAGUGUAACAUCCAUAAAAGAUGAAAACUG